AUGGCACUUUUAACACCAACAACUCCUUCGUCAUCGGUUGAUCUGUGUGCGACGAGUUUGAAAUCGUUCGAUCUUAAGCAUGGCUUUUGCCUUCCCGAUGAUACCACCAUGGACGUUUGCUACAGUGCAUUAAGUUGUGGCAUGAAUGAGGGUAAAGGUGUACCGUUUGGUGCUGACUGUGGUCGUAGUACGCUGCAUCAAAGCUACACUCCUGUAUCAGCACCACCUACCAUGGCAGGGUUUAGUGGAUUCCAAAAUGCAAAUGAUUUUCCAUCGGAUGCGGCCGCUCAAUUUCAGCAACUUCCUCAGGAUUCGUUCAAACAAAUGGGAGGCUUCUACGCAACACCUGCCAAAGGAGACGAUCUGUUCUUCAAAUUCGACCCGGAGUACAUCGAAAAGCUGCAAUCGACGUCGUCGAGUGUAUUGCUUUCCCCGGCGGCCACCAUAGCCGGCACACCACUAACGUGCCAAAGUUUGCUAAGCUGUGCCAGCAGUAGUUGUACCACUACGACCGAUUACUACAAUUACAAUGAGACAAACUGCCAGUCAAAGAACCAGUCCCCGUGUUCCUCACCUUUCGCGGGCGAUUCGUGGAUCGAUAAUGGAUUUACACUUAAUUUGAUGAAUCUUAACGGAGCCGGGAGUUGUUCUCCGAAACGAUCCAACGAGGCACUGAUUACGACAGCUAAGCCCGCCGGUACACCACUACCCUCGAUACGGAGUGCUUUCGGUGGAACAAUUAGUGGACAGUUUGAGUGUGUCAGUGCGGCUGCAACUAAAUCGGAUCUUUCGGCCGGUGCUGAACCAUCAAUGAACUACAUCAUGGACUUCCUGGAUAGUUCAUUUCUGGAGCAGUACAGCAACGACAAUAGGACGGACAGUUGUUGCAACACUGUAGAGCCUUGUGACUCAUCGCUGGUGGUAAUGGGUCAGGAUUCGUACAGCUACUCCGCGGACAACUACUACAAACCGAUCCAGGGUGCGGAGAAACCGAAUCGAGAAUUUAAAGACAUCUGGAGAAAUGCGGACAAUCUUUCCACUGAGUCUACGAACACGUCGCCAGAUUGCAAACGAACGUCCCUGAUUGUUGCCAAACAAGAACCACUGGAUAUGCUGGACGAGUGUUCGGAAAUGGAUGAAUCCUUCCCGUUGCCCAACGCGCCCCGAUCGUGCCUUUGGAGUGGUUGCAAUGCGGAGUUGUCGGAUCAAAAGCAGCUUGUGACACACAUCGAGAAGCAGCACGUGGAACCGAAGCGGGGCGAAGUGUUUGGAUGCCAGUGGCAGGACUGUCCGCGUCUGCAUCGUCCGUUCAAUGCCCGGUACAAGCUGCUGAUCCACAUGCGCGUACACAGCGGAGAAAAGCCCAACAAAUGUCCGUUCCCGAGUUGUAAGAAGGCUUUCUCGCGGUUGGAAAAUCUGAAAAUCCAUCAACGAUCGCACACAGGCGAACGGCCCUACAACUGCCAGUUCCAAGGCUGCUCCAAGGCAUUCAGCAACAGUUCGGAUCGUGCCAAGCAUCAACGAACACAUUACGAUACGAAACCGUACGCCUGUCAACUGCCCGGUUGUAACAAACGCUACACCGAUCCAUCCAGUUUGCGCAAACACGUAAAGAACCAUGGAACUCGUGCAACGGAGAUACAGUUGCGUCGGAAAACGGCACAGCACGAAAUUCCUGCCACGAGACGUUUCUCCGAACCGGCCCUAUCUAGCAUGGAUGCAUUCAACGAGGAAUCUUACCGGAAAACGGUGGCUAAUUUGGAAUUGGACGAUGUGUUUGAAAAAGUUUCCAGUGUUCAGGCUCAGGAAGUAAACAGUCCUGCAUCGGGUGUUGUUGAUACGGCCGGUGGGACCGAAUGUCGUACCACGAUGGAUGACUUUAACGACAUGUCCAGCUGUCUUAUGAAAAUCCUGCAACAACCUUCAACUGCCUGUACGGAUGGAAGCAGUACGGCAGAAAUUGAGAACAAUCGCUACCUGAUGGAGAAUUUGGGACUUUCGUUUGAAAGUGACGGAAACUAUUCGAACGAUGACACUGCCGGAGCGUGUCGAUUUACGAACGAUGCCGAUGGUAUCAGCCGCGAAAGGACACUGUCGGCAUUUAGUACUGAGUUUGAUUAUUUCGGUGCUGUUGUGUAG
Molecule: messenger RNA, 2139 nt
Organism: Anopheles maculipalpis
Lineage: Eukaryota; Metazoa; Arthropoda; Insecta; Diptera; Culicidae
Exons: 3
Coding region: 1-2139 (712 amino acids)
Biological process (GO): regulation of transcription by RNA polymerase II
Cellular component (GO): nucleus
Molecular function (GO): RNA polymerase II cis-regulatory region sequence-specific DNA binding; DNA-binding transcription factor activity, RNA polymerase II-specific
Source: RefSeq, a predicted model, not a curated record